Gymnodraco acuticeps is the source of this 2317-nucleotide messenger RNA. RefSeq names its product golgin subfamily A member 6-like protein 22. The record is from RefSeq and is a predicted model, not a curated record. Gene Ontology annotation, molecular function: nucleic acid binding; zinc ion binding. The coding region runs from base 198 to 1724 and encodes 508 amino acids. NCBI's taxonomy places the organism in Eukaryota, Metazoa, Chordata, Actinopteri, Perciformes, Bathydraconidae. The transcript is spliced from 2 exons.
GUGUGUGAGGAACGGUCGGAGGAGCGUGGUGUGAGUGAGUUACUAACUUUUUCACACGUUUUUCUACUAACAUAUUUAUUGUUUAAUGUUGUAAGUUGUGUGUAUUGUGUAUAUGGUUUAAACGUUUGAUUGUUGGUGUUUUCUCGUGGUUUGGGUGUGUGUGGUGUGUGUGUCUGUGUGUGUGACGCAGUUGCGGCAUGGAUUAUGCCAGGCUGAGUCGCAAACAUGGUUUUAAAAUUUCUCCGAUGACACCGUGUUCGGUGGAGGAGUGCAGCCUGGCUGUGGGGGCAUUAGUGGGGCACGGCAGCAUCAGAUCUGCGGCUCGGAUGAACGGCGGGGUGGUGAUAUUUGUGGACACGGAAGGGAAAGCGAACAAAGUGGUGGAGACCGGGAUCGUUGUGAAUGAAACUUUCAUUUCCGUGUCUCCACUAACCACCCCUGCUACAAGGGUUAUGAUUUCGAAUAUCCCGCCGUUCAUACGGGAUGACUUCCUGGUGAGAGAGCUGUCUAAAUACGGCAAGAUAGUGUCCUCCAUUAGGAAGCUGUCCUGGGGCUGCAGAUCUCCACUACUAAAGCACGUUGUGUCUCACAGGAGAAGUGUCCUCAUGAUCCUCAAUAAGAGAGACGAGGAACUUAAUCUGGUGUUAAGUUUAAAGUUGGAUGAUUUUAAUUAUGUAAUGUUUGUAAACUCGGGGCCUGUCAAGUGCUUCGAAUGCGGGGAGGAGGGGCACCUGGCCAGAGCAUGUCCGGAAAAAAAUAAAAAGCAGGCGGAGGAGGAAAAAAAUAGAAAACAGGAGGAGGAGGAAAAAAAUAGAAAACAGGAAAAAAAUAGAAAACAGGAGGAGGAGGAAAAAAACAGAAAACAAAUCCAAAAGAGACUCCUGCUGAAACAGCAGCAGCAGGAAACCCCACUGGGGCCCCCGAGGCAGGGUGAGAGUCCCUCAAAGCAAGAUGAGAGUCCCUCAAAGCAAGCUGAGAGUCCCCCAAAGUCCCCAACGAAGAUUGAGGGUCCCUCAAAGACUCCAAAGAAGGCUGAGGGUCCCCCAAAGCCCCCAACAAAGGUUGAGGGUCCCCCAAAGCCCCCAACGAAGGCUGAGGGUUCAGAGCUCCCUGAGCAGGAAAAGGAAAACUCUGGGGAAAAAAAGAGUAAUGAGAAAAAGAAUGAAAAAAGUGACCUUUUGGUUGAUGUGGGGAAAAAGGUUGUCCUGAAAGAAGCAGUGGAGACGGUGGAACUCUCUGCAUCCGCUGCAAGCGAAGAGAACAUUGAAGCUCAAGCUUGUACAAAUAAAAGAAAACAAAAAGAGAAAGUCUCUCAGGCCAAGAGGGUGGCAGUGAGUGAGGAGGGAGAGAGAGAGGAGGAAAUGGUGGAGGAGGUGAAGGAGGCAGAGGAGGAAGAAAGUGAGGAAGAAUUGAUGGAGGAGGAUGAAGAAGAUGAAGAUGAGGAGGAAGGGGACUCUGCUGAGGACAGCCAGCCUCUCACCGUCUCACAAAUUAAAAGUCCGUUUUUUAAAGUGCAGCAAAUCAAAGCUUUUCUUAAAGAAACAAAAAACAAAAGAGGAGUAAAAAUAGAAGAGUUUUUUACUGACAAAAGCUUGUUUUUACAGUCAGUGAAAGCUCAGAUGCAUCUUUUUACUGAGCAGGAGUCUUAUCGCUUGAAGGUCCUGAAAGGGAAGUUACAGCGAGAGAUUUUAAAUGAAGAAGAAAAGGUCAUGCACGGCAGUUAGGAUGCUGGUUUUAACAUACUUGUUGUUCUUAAGUGGUGUGUCUCUCCUCACAUCCUUUUUAAUGAGUGAUUUUAAAGUGUGCACUUUAAAUGUCAAUGGAGCUAGGGAUGUGGGGAAGAGGGCUUGCAUUUAUGAGCUUUUCAAAUUAAAAAAAGUAAAUGUAGCAAUGCUACAGGAAACGCACAGCGACACUUUAAACGGGACGGACUGGAGGAGGGAGUGGGAUGGGGAGGUGGUUUUAAGUGCUCUUAGCAGCACCAGUGCAGGAGUGGCAGUGCUGUUUGCUAAAGGUUUUAUCCCCAAGUCCCACAAAGUGGAAGAAAGAAUAAAGGGCAGACUGCUGGUGGUGAGAGCCAAGUAUGAGCUUUUUAAUCUGGUUUUUAUCAACGUAUACGCUCCUAAUUCAGGUCCUGCAAGAGUUCAGUUUUUAAACGAGCUCAGCGCUGUUUUAAGUGAGUGUGAACCAGAAGAGUUUUUAUUUUUAGGGGGAGAUUUUAACUGCACACAGGAUGACGAGCUAGAUAGGAACCAUAGGGAACCUCAUGCCGCAUCCAAAAGAGCCAUGACACAGUUAAUAGCAACACAUAGUCUAU